UUCGUCUCUGCCGCAGCAGCAGGGGGUUGCUUGCGCCAGCCACACAGACGAUCGAAUCCAGACGCUAACAACACCAGCAGCAUCACUUGAGGCCGGUGGAAAGUGGGCAUAGGAGCUGUUAGUGGAUCUCAGGAUCUCAGGCUUCAUUACAAAGGAAAGAAAGGUGAUCUCUUAAGUUUGAAAAGAUUGACGCGGUUGCCUAACCCUAUUUUUUCUCGACGACAGCUCCACAUCCAGUCUCUUCGAUUUUGAUUUUUAGGGUUGAUGCUGUUACAUCGUCACCAAAUUCUAAUAUUUGAUAUCUAAGUCUGUUGAUGAUUUGCGAUCCCCAUAGCAUGCUGAAACGUAUGCAUCUAAUACAAGGAAUCAUUUUGACUGUCUUUUCUCUUGUAUAAUAUAUAUUUUUAAUGGUAUGGCAUUAAGGAAGAUAUUCUGAUCCUUCGUUGGUCGUGUUCAUAAGUAAAAGGAAUAUUUUAUUACUGAAAAGAAAUAAAAGGGAUCAUUUUGCUAGUCUCGCGUAUGAUUGUUUAUGCUGCAAACUUUUCUUUGUCUAGAUCCACUUUAUUUAUUUAUUUUUUGAUUAAUUGUUUCCGCCCAAUGAUAGUAGGUGUAAAUAUCAGGUUUCGCAGUUAGACUAGUUCAUGAUAUUUACAGCUUACUUGGCGAGGCACAUAUAUUGAGUUCCCCUUGGCAACAGCUUCUUCUCAGUUCUUCUACUGGCAAUUCUCUUGGCAAAUAAUUUACUUGAAUUGCUAGCCUCAAGAAGAAAAAAUAUUUGGUUUUGAUGGCUGCUUCCGCCAAGGUUCUUACCAUUGAUAAUUUGACUCAGAAUGGAGAGUGGACAAUUGUUUUACCCCGUCGACAGAAACAGAGAAGAACAAAUUCCAUUAAGACUAGAACUGAAGAAGGACAACCUUGGAUUCCAACUGAUCUAGAAACUGAUCCCCGCAAGCAAUCAAAAUUGAUGCAGAAGAUGGAGACAUCUAUGAGGAGAAUUGAGAACUCGCAAUUUUAUGCUAGUUUCUUGGAACAAAUCCAAUCUUCUGAUAUGUUGGAUCGAUUCCACAAAGUUUUGGGAUCUGACCUGAAGAUGCAGAUGGUAAUAUACGGUAUAGGCAGCAUUGAAUCAUAUGAACCUCCUAGGUUUCAGUUGAGCCUUGCAAUCUUGAUGAAGAGAAAGUUUAGUUGGAUUGGGGACAUAGAGGUGUUUGAUCCAGUUCUUUCUGCUACUGAAUCUUGGGUUUUAGAAGCCCUUGGUUGCACUGUUCUAUCAGUAAAUGAGGAAGGUCGGCGACAGGCUCUGAAGCCUACACUUUUCUUCAUGCCUCAUUGCGAGGCAGAGUUAUACAACAAUCUUCUACAAGCAAACUGGAGAGUGGAUCUCUUGAAUAGAAUUGUUUUGUUUGGGAAUAGCUUUGAGACGUACGAGCAGAAUAUUGUUUACUAUAGAAACUCAUCCAUUAUUAAUUCAGCUAGGCAUGUAAUAGCUGUUCGAAAAUUCUCAGAUGAAUUUAGAAUCAAGACAAUAUCAGACGAUUAUUUUGCAGCUUUUCUUGAUUCUAGUUGGCAUUUUUUCGGUCCUGAUCUUGAGUCAGAACUGCCGUCGAUUAACUAUGAUGGAGAUUAUUUAUUGGAUGGGUGAAAAGAGACUAUUUAUUGAAUAAAAUUACAUUUAUUUACACUGCAA
This is a messenger RNA of Carica papaya (papaya), 1687 nucleotides long. NCBI's taxonomy places the organism in Eukaryota, Viridiplantae, Streptophyta, Magnoliopsida, Brassicales, Caricaceae. The record is from RefSeq and is a predicted model, not a curated record.